GGGGCCUAGGGAGUGAGCGCGGCGCAUCUCCCGCUAGGAGUUCCUAGUAAAGUGGCGGGAGCCGCAGCUAUGGAGCCACAGGAGGAGACAGAAAUGCAGGUUGCUGCGUGGUUAAAAAAAAUAUUUGGAGAUCAUCCUAUUCCGCAGUAUGAGGUGAACCCACGGACCACAGAGAUUUUACAUCACCUUUCAGAACGCAAUAGGGUCCGGGACAGGGAUGUCUACCUGGUAAUAGAGGACUUGAAGCAGAAAGCAAGUGAAUAUGAGUCAGAAGCCAAGUAUCUUCAAGACCUUCUCAUGGAGAGUGUGAAUUUUUCCCCCGCCAAUCUCUCUAGCACUGGUUCCAGGUAUCUGAAUGCUUUGGUUGACAGUGCGGUGGCCCUUGAAACAAAGGAUACCUCGCUAGCUAGUUUUAUCCCUGCAGUGAAUGAUUUGACCUCUGAUCUCUUUCGUACCAAAUCCAAAAGUGAAGAAAUCAAGAUUGAACUGGAAAAACUUGAAAAAAAUCUAACUGCAACUUUAGUAUUAGAAAAAUGUCUACAAGAGGAUGUCAAGAAAGCAGAAUUGCAUCUGUCUACAGAAAGGGCCAAAGUUGAUAAUCGUCGUCAGAACAUGGACUUUCUAAAAGCAAAGUCAGAGGAAUUCAGAUUUGGAAUCAAGGCUGCAGAGGAGCAACUUUCAGCCAGAGGCAUGGAUGCUUCUCUGUCUCAUCAGUCCCUAGUAGCACUAUCAGAGAAACUGGCAAGAUUAAAGCAACAGACUAUACCUUUGAAGAAAAAAUUGGAGUCCUAUUUAGACUUAAUGCCGAAUCCAUCUCUUGCUCAAGUGAAAAUUGAAGAAGCAAAGCGAGAACUAAAUCUUGCUGUGUCCUCCAGACUAGAGUGCAGUGGUAUUAUCUUAGCUCACUGCAACCUCCGCCUCCCAGGUUCAAGCGAUUCUCAUGCCUCAGCCUCCCGAGUAGCUGGGAUUACAGGAUAGCAUUGAAGCUGAACUUACAAGAAGAGUAGACAUGAUGGAACUGUAACAAGAACCAAAUAAACAUCCUUUUCCCUAACAAAGUAAAUCGAAUAGGACUUUACAGAGUUCUUUUUCCUCUUGGCAUUUCCUAAUAACAGAAUUUUCUGUGUUCCUAGAUUACAGAAUAUCAUAAUUGAUAGAAUAUGGUUUCUUACUGUGUGUUGCAUUUUUGUGCCCAAAUACAUAGUUUUCAUAUUAAAAAGCCUUUUCUCUUA
Pongo pygmaeus (Bornean orangutan) is the source of this 1232-nucleotide messenger RNA. RefSeq names its product HAUS augmin like complex subunit 1 (gene HAUS1). Gene Ontology annotation, cellular component: cytosol; HAUS complex. The record is from RefSeq and is a predicted model, not a curated record. The transcript has 10 exons. Bases 70 to 978 code for a protein of 302 amino acids. Lineage: Eukaryota; Metazoa; Chordata; Mammalia; Primates; Hominidae. Gene Ontology annotation, biological process: centrosome cycle; spindle assembly.